Sinocyclocheilus grahami is the source of this 1755-nucleotide messenger RNA. Its product is annotated as TSC22 domain family protein 1-like. The annotation marks the transcript as partial. Lineage: Eukaryota; Metazoa; Chordata; Actinopteri; Cypriniformes; Cyprinidae. The record is from RefSeq and is a predicted model, not a curated record. The transcript has a single exon. Gene Ontology annotation, biological process: negative regulation of apoptotic process; positive regulation of cell population proliferation. Gene Ontology annotation, cellular component: cytosol; nucleus.
CUGUGAUGGGAGAGACUGUGUCGUUGUAAGUGUGGAUAUCGUUCGCCUCGGCUGUCUGUGUCGACGCCCUCACGUUUAAACUUCAACGAUAUGGUGUGCUGAAUGGUUUUGCGAGGAUAUACGCUUGAAAACAACAGCUGAAGCGAAUCCGUGUCAGCUAGCUCACUAGCGACUGUUACCUAGCAUCGGCGUUAGCCUGCUCCUCAUGGUGGACAUUUAAACGCACCUCAAGUGGAAUUAUCCUGGCAGUUAUUGGAAAGUGUUGGUUUUAUGUGGAAAUUACUCGAGCGGCUUCAAGUUGCUUCUCAAAAAGAGCUUGUUCUCUUGAGCUGUGUUUAUAACUUUGCUGGAGACUAUCCUCUAGGAAUGAAUCACCACGACCGAUCUGGGGAGUCAGGCAGCGUCCGAAAAAUGGUGUACCCCAUGAGUUUACCCAAACGGGAGAGCAGCAGCAGCACGGUGGGUGGUUCCUCCACAUUGACAACUUCUGGAAGCACCAGUCUUAAUAGCAACAACUUGAUGCUGGGGGAUGAUUAUUCAUCUCCGGUGCUGAUUCAGUCUCAGACGCCGGCUGCAUCCUCUCUCGGGUCCCAGAACCCUCCUCAGAGCCUGAAUAUCCCCGUGCAGACCACCCUGUUACCCCAAACUAUGCCCACCACAGUGGCUCAGAUGAAAAAGAAGAGUGGCUUUCAGAUCACCAGCGUUACUCCCGCUCAGACAUCUGUCAGCACCAACAACAGCAUUACAGAAGACACUGAGAGCUGUGACGACUUGGACGAGUCCCACACCGAAGACCUGUCGUCCUCCGAGAUCAUGGAUGUGUCACUUCCGCGGGCCAACAAUGCAGGGGGACCGGAAAGGAGCUCCUCGGAGGAGACGCUGAAUAACUUCCAUGAGGCGGAGACCCCGGGGGCCGUGUCGCCCAACCAGCCUCCCAUUCUCACCCAAGCACACCUGCAUGGCACUAUGGUUAAUGGGACUGUGCACCAUCAUCCCCAUAAUCCUGCUUCCUCUGGAAAAGCCCAACCUGCUGGUGGGACACAGAUUGGUAUACCUUUGAGUGCCGCAGUCACAUCUGCGGUGUCCUCAGGUUCUGGAGCUUUAGCUAGCACAGGCCAGAAAAUGCCUUCAAAUGUGGUAGGAUUGAUUGAGAACGCCUCUGUUGGCUCAACUGCAGUCAUCGGUCAGCCUUUGGCCACUGUCGCCUCAGGAACUGGUAUGAUCUCGGUCACUUCAGGUGCCACAAUUAGUACUGGUAAUCCUAUAACAAAUAAUGUUUGUAUGUUAAAUUCUGCCAGUGUGCCUGUGGGUGGCAAGAGUACCAAUAGUAGCAAUGUAAACUACUCCCCUGCUAUGAAUAGUAUUAGUAACCAAACAGUAAACUUGACGCACAUUCCCAGUGGAAUAAUUGGCAUGGGCAUCACCGCUGCUACCACUGUUUCUAGUCGUGUUGCUUCAACAGGUGGUGGGCAGGUGGGCCCAGCUGUCAUGGGCCAGCACACAAUGCCUGCUCCCUCUGUCCCGGCGAUGAAUGCUCAGCCUCAGCAGGCCCAAGUGCCUACUCCUGCCUCCACCAGCUCACGUUUCAGAGUGGUCAAAUUGGACUCUACCUCUGAGCCUUUUAAGAAGGGUAGGUGGACAUGCACCGAGUAUUAUGACAAAGAGGCCCCGAGCACAGCGUCCUCUGAAAACGUCCCCAGCACCCGAACAGUGGAAAGCAUCCGCCAGUUUGUGCCUGAGAGUGUGGCGUGCCUG